CCGGAUAAACAGGUUUGUUCCGGUUAUUCAUUCGAAACCUCUGCUUGCUUGCGUCACCCAUAAUCAAUCAUCAUGGCGGUGGAGGACUUCCGAUUCCCGGCGACUGUGGCCUUUGCGACCCUCAUCCCUCUCCUGUGGAUUCUUGGUGUUCUGCUUACGCCAGAGAAGCAGCAUGGCGUGUUCGCCCUCUCGAUCGCCAGCGUCAUUCUUGAACACAUUCGACCAUGGGCGUACAUCACUGCUCCAUUUUACCACCAACACCUGUGGGAGGUGGUGCUGAUUGUGCCAGUGACGUUGUAUUUGGGCCGUCGCGUGGAAAUCGCGUUGGGGACCAUGUCAUUUGUGCGUUUGAUCUGCUUUGUCUCGGUCGUCUCGACGGGGCUGCUCUUUUGCGACAUGUUUGCGCUGUACAUUGUGUUUCGCAGCCCGUUCUUCUUGCGAACUGGCGUCUCUGGCUUUACGGGGGGCCUCGUCGCCAUGCUGGUGGCGUUGGUCAAGGAAAACCCGGUGCAACCGCUCGGAAUCCCCAAACUUCCCUGCCGCUACUACCCGCUGCUGCUGACAGUGCUUUGCGUCGCCAUGUCUGUCGGCGCCGUUCUGACCAAGAACGAGAUCUUGAUCGUCGGCGCGGGCCCGUAUGCCGUCUCGGGGCUGUACUUUGGCUGGGUGUACCUUCGAUUUGUGGCCAAGAACCCCGACGGAUCCGUCGGCGAUGAGUCCGAUGCGUUUUCGCUCACUGUGUUGUUUCCUGCUUUCCUCAAGCCGUCGCUCGCGCCACUCUUUGACUUUUGCUUCAACGUGUCCAAAUUAUGUGGGUUCUUCCAGCAUCGCCAAGGCCACAACGCUACAUCUGGUUCGUCCCUGGUAAGCUUGUUUAUGCAAGUAUUGUAGAUUCGGUAUGAAUUUCCGGACCCCGCCCAAUCGAAUCUCACACUAACCCUCGCCGCGACAUUUGAUUGGAUAGUAUGAAAUUUCUUGUCGCUGAUUGGCUAAAAUAUUCAUUCUAUUUUCCAUUGUCUUUUCUGUGGAUUAUUUGGUAGCCAAUCAAAUGUCGCGGCAAGGUUGCAGCGAAGAAUACAAUCAAUAUAUAUACGAUCCUGUCGCAAAUAUCUGGUGGCGUUUUUGCAUGCAAAAUCAUCGUGCUGAUUGUAGGCCAAAGCAGCGCUCGCCUCCGACCCAGUCACUGAGCGUCGCAAGUACUCUUCGUCAACGUCGAGUUGAGCAUUUAUUGGUCUUAUCUUUGGUUUUUAGGGCCAGGGCGAUGAAAGCGCUCGACGAAAAGUUGGCCAAGCUGGCCGUGAUGCCGUCGUCCGUGCCGCACGCGUUGCUAGCCGACGACGACGACGACGACACGUCGGCUGCGUUUACGGUCUAGAGCCGAUGGACUUAUUUAUGUCACAGCCUGCGUUUUCACAUGCCUCCCUCCACCCAAGCCAAGCACAUGGACAUGGGAAAGACAUGUGUAGGACGGACAGAGGGAUAUAUAGUGUACUGUAUCGUAGUCCGUGGUAGGAUUAAUUGAACAAUUGCGAGACGGAUUUCUUGCCGUGGAUGUUGAGGAUGGCUUGGGCGAGGAGCGGGGCCACGUCGAGCUGUUUGAUCUUUUCGUUGCCGACGCAGUUGGCCGGCAGCGGCGUCGUGUUGACCACGACCACUUGUUUCAGCGCCGAUGCCGUGAUGCGCUCGCUCGCGGGGCCGUUGAACAGGCCGUGGGACGCGAACGCGUACACGUUGCGUGCGCCGUGGUCGGAUAGAUGCUGCGCCGCCUUGCAGAGGGUGCCGGCGGUGUCGAUCAUGUCGUCGACGAUGAUGCAGUCGGAGCCGCUCACGUUGCCGACCAAGUCCAUGCGGUCGAUCUCGUUGGCCUUGAUGCGCUGCUUGAUGAUCAUGGCCAGCCCCACGUUCUCAAUGCCUUCCUUGCCCACGAGCCAUUCGCGGAACUUCUUGGCGCGCGCCACGCCGCCGGCGUCGGGGGACACCACCACGGGGUUGACGAGCUCCAUGUUGCCAAAGUACGACACACCCACGAGGCCACCGUCCAAGUUGUCGACGGGCACGCGCGGGCCAAAGAACCCUUGGAUUUGACCGCAAUGCAAGUCGACGGCGAUCACGCGGUCGACUCCCAUUGCUUCCAAGAGGCGCGCGACGUCCGCGGCCGAAAUCGGCACGCGCGCCGCCAUCUUGCGAUCUUGGCGAGCGUAGCCGUAGUAUGGAAUGACAGCAGUGAUGCGGCGCGCAGACGCACGACGCAUCGUGCUGACCAUCAACAGCAGCUCCAUGAGGUUUUCGUUGACGGGUACACACGUGGGUUGCACAAUGUACACGUCCUUGCCGCGCACGUUUUCGUGGACCAUGACGUUGACUUCGCCGUCGGCGAAACGCUCGACCGUGAUUUUGCCCAGGUUCACACCCACGAGUUCCGCGACCUUGCUCGCAAGCUCGGUGUUGGCGUUGCCGCUGAAAAUCUUGAGCCCGUUCAUGAUCUUCGGUUGCUUCUCAGGGAUGAUGAGGGAGCUGGGGACACCAGAUUGAGCUUCCGACGGACGAGAGCUGUUCAUCAUGCCCAUGCCAAGGCCCACGCCCAUGGCGGCGGCCGCAGUCGGCAGGUGGGAUCGCGCAUGCGCAGUCAAGCGAUGGAACAUGUUGACCUAAUUGGAUGUGAUGCGGCGAGGGUUAU
Molecule: messenger RNA, 2677 nt
Organism: Aphanomyces astaci
Lineage: Eukaryota; Oomycota; Saprolegniomycetes; Saprolegniales; Verrucalvaceae
Exons: 7
Coding region: 73-891 (272 amino acids)
Biological process (GO): retrograde vesicle-mediated transport, Golgi to endoplasmic reticulum
Cellular component (GO): Golgi apparatus; membrane
Source: RefSeq, a predicted model, not a curated record